AUGACUUCAUUUUCUUCACAGCCAGCGUACACGUUGGUUUUUGAUCCUUCUCCGAAUAUGGAGACUUACUCAAGUACCGAUUUUCAGAAGGCUCUUGAAAAGGGAUCUGAUGAACAAAAAAUUGAUACGAUGAAAUCAAUUUUAGUUACAAUGUUGGAGGGAAAUCCAAUGCCUGAAUUGUUGAUGCACAUAAUAAGAUUUGUCAUGCCUUCUAAAAAUAAGGAAUUGAAGAAGCUUUUGUACUUCUACUGGGAAAUUGUUCCCAAAUUAGCUGAAGAUGGGAAAUUGAGACAUGAAAUGAUUCUUGUCUGUAAUGCCAUCCAGCACGAUUUGCAACAUCCUAAUGAAUAUAUUAGAGGUAACACAUUAAGGUUUUUAACAAAGUUGAGAGAGGCCGAACUGUUGGAACAGAUGGUUCCUGCUGUCUUGGGGUGCUUGGAAUACCGUCAUGCAUAUGUUCGCAAGUAUGCUAUCUUAGCAGUUUUCUCUAUUUUCAAGGUUAGUGAACAUCUACUUCCCGAUGCUAGAGAAAUCAUCAAUUCGUUCAUAGUGGCUGAAACUGAUCCAAUAUGUAAAAGAAACGCGUUUAUUGGGUUAGCUGAAUUAGAUCGUGAAAAGGCCUUACAUUAUUUGGAGAACAACAUUACUGAUAUAGAGAAUUUAGACCCUUUAUUACAAGCUGUCUUUGUUCAAUUUAUUAGGCAGGAUGCAAACAGGACUCCUGCUUUGAAAGCCCAAUAUAUCGAACUAUUGAUGGAACUGCUUUCCACCACAACUUCCGACGAAGUUGUCUUCGAGACCGCAUUAGCCCUAACUGUGUUGUCCGCUAAUCCAAAUGUCUUAGUUCCUGCGGUAAACAAAUUGAUUGACUUGGCCGUCAAGGUUUCUGACAAUAACAUUAAGUUAAUUGUUCUAGAUCGUAUUCAAGACAUCAACGCUAAUAAUGUAGGUGCUUUGGAAGAAUUGACCUUGGAUAUUUUGAGAGUCUUGAACGCAGAGGAUCUAGACGUCCGUUCAAAGGCGCUUGAUAUCUCAAUGGACUUGGCGACAUCCAGGAAUGCUGAAGAUGUUGUUCAGCUUUUGAAAAAAGAAUUGCAAACAACCGUAAAUAAUCCAGAUCAAGACAAGGCAAUGCAGUAUAGACAAUUGUUAAUUAAAACUAUCCGUACGGUGGCAGUAAACUUUGUAGAAAUGGCCGCAGGUGUUGUUUCCCUGUUAUUAGAUUUCAUUGGUGAUUUAAACUCAGUUGCCGCUAGUGGUGUCAUAGCCUUUAUCAAAGAAGUGAUCGAAAAAUAUCCACAACUUAGAGCCAAUAUCCUUGAAAAUAUGGUUCAGACCUUAGACAAUGUAAAAUCUGCUAAGGCUUACCGUGGUGCGUUAUGGAUUAUGGGUGAAUAUGCUGAAGAAGAAAGUGAGAUACAACAUUGUUGGAAGCACAUCCGUAAUAGCGUAGGUGAGCUUCCUAUUCUUCAAUCAGAAAUAAAGAAGUCAACACGAAACCAAGAAGAUGCCGAAGAAAAUGAAGUUGACGCUACAGCCAAGCCAACUGGCCCAGUUAUUCUACCAGACGGUACAUAUGCCACUGAGAGUGCCUUCGAUGUAAAAACUUCUCAAAAGUCUGUUACUGAUGAAGAGCGUGAUUCUAGACCACCGAUCCGCCGUUUUGUUUUAAGUGGUGAUUUUUACACAGCUGCCAUUUUGGCCAAUACCAUCAUCAAACUUGUUUUAAAAUUCGAAAAGGUUUCUAAGAACAAAACAGUCACCAACGCUCUAAAGGCAGAAGCUUUAUUGAUUUUGGUUAGUAUUGUAAGAGUGGGUCAAAGUUCUCUAGUAGAGAAAAAAAUUGAUGAGGAUUCUUUAGAGAGAGUUAUGACAUCUAUUUCCAUUUUAUUGGAUGAAGCUAACCCUGAGGAAAAGAAGGAAGAAGUUAAACUUCUGGAGGUUGCAUUCUUGGACACCACCAAAUCUUCGUUCAAGAGGCAAAUUGAAAUUGCAAAGAAAAACAAGCAUAAGAGAGCAUUGAAAGAUAAUAGCAAAAACAUCGAACCGAUUGAUAGACCGAUUUCUUUCAGGCAAUUUGCCGGUGUAAAUUCUACUAAUGUGCAAAAGGAUAGUAUUGAAGAAGAUUUGCAACUGGCAAUGAAAGGGGAUGCGAUCCACGCUACUAGCAGUUCUAGUAUUUCUAAGCUUAAGAAGAUCGUACCUUUAUGCGGAUUUUCUGACCCGGUUUACGCUGAGGCUUGUAUCACAAAUAAUCAAUUUGAUGUUGUAUUAGAUGUUCUUCUUGUUAAUCAAACGAAGGAAACAUUGAAAAACCUACAUGUGCAAUUUGCAACUCUUGGUGAUUUGAAAAUUAUUGACACACCACAGAAGACUAACGUCAUUCCUCAUGGCUUCCACAAAUUCACCGUUACUGUCAAAGUUUCUUCUGCCGACACUGGUGUCAUUUUCGGUAAUAUUAUUUAUGAUGGUGCGCAUGGUGAAGAUGCUCGCUAUGUUAUCUUAAACGACGUCCAUGUUGACAUUAUGGAUUAUAUCAAACCAGCCACUACUGAUGAUGAACAUUUCCGUACUAUGUGGAAUGCAUUUGAGUGGGAGAACAAAAUAUCGGUCAAAUCACAACUACCAACAUUGCAUGCUUAUCUGAAAGAACUGGUCAAGGGAACAAACAUGGGUAUUCUAACACCAUCCGAGUCGUUAGGAGAAGAUGACUGUAGGUUCUUAAGUUGUAAUCUGUAUGCAAAAUCAUCUUUUGGUGAGGAUGCGCUAGCCAACUUGUGUAUUGAAAAAGAUUCCAAAACCAGUGAAGUUAUAGGUUAUGUCCGUAUCCGUUCAAAGGGACAAGGUUUAGCUCUGUCCUUAGGUGACAGAGUGGCAUUGAUUGCUAAGAAGACCAAUAAACUUACUCUCACUCAUGUUUGA
Molecule: messenger RNA, 2922 nt
Organism: Saccharomyces paradoxus
Lineage: Eukaryota; Fungi; Ascomycota; Saccharomycetes; Saccharomycetales; Saccharomycetaceae
Gene: SEC26
Product: coatomer subunit beta
Exons: 1
Coding region: 1-2922 (973 amino acids)
Biological process (GO): intracellular protein transport; intra-Golgi vesicle-mediated transport; endoplasmic reticulum to Golgi vesicle-mediated transport
Cellular component (GO): COPI vesicle coat; cytoplasm
Molecular function (GO): structural molecule activity; protein binding
Source: RefSeq, a predicted model, not a curated record